Molecule: messenger RNA, 1059 nt
Organism: Malus domestica (apple)
Lineage: Eukaryota; Viridiplantae; Streptophyta; Magnoliopsida; Rosales; Rosaceae
Source: RefSeq, a predicted model, not a curated record
UAAUUAUUAGACUAUUAGUCAAUUAGGCAACCAGAAGUUGGAUAACCAACUGAAUUAAUCCAAACCCAUCCUCACCUCAAGUCAUCUCAUUCAUGUGUGAUGUGCUGCUGCUAUAUGUAUAUAUACACACACAUAUGCAUUAGCUGUUAACAGAAACAUCAUACAAAUUAACAACACAAGAAACAACUGCGUUCUCAAGGAAACUUUGGAAAAUGGCUAAGUACCAAAACAAUGCACUAGUAAUACUAGCUUUUGCCGGCAUCAUGGCGCAGGAAGGAAUGUUAAUGGUGGCUGCUGCUCAAGGAGACACGUCUUGCCUCAGUCAGCUUGCUCCUUGCCUCAACUACCUGAAUGGAACCCGUCACCCGCCCGACAAUUGUUGCGAUCCUCUCAAAUCGAUGAUAAAGUCUAAUCCACAAUGUUUGUGUAGUAUGAUCAGCAACCGGGCCACCAAUCAAGCUGAGCAAGCCGGCAUCAAUAUCAACGAGGCUCAGCAGUUGCCUGGAAGAUGUGGUGAACGUGUCAACCCGCUCGCCUGCCUUUCAACAGGUUCUCCUCCUAGUCGUGCUCCUAGUAAUUCCAGGAACUCAGUUCCAAAUUCUGCAAACGAUGCCUUUUCGUUGCUCUCUCGUGGAAGCCUGGCGGCCACAGCUCUAUCGUCGUCUCUUCAGAUUCUUCUAUUUAUUGGGUAAAGAGAAGAGGGGAUCGUGGUCGUUGGUGACGUCGACGGAAAGUGUCACUGGUGCUUGGGUUGAGUUCACAGAGAACGGGAGACAGGAUGUAGAGAGUAUUGUUGAUAGUCGGUGAUUUCUGAGUUUCUUAGUUUUGUUUUUUUGUUUUUGUUUUUUCCAGUCAUUUAAGGGCAAAUUUAAAAGUUUAGUAGUGAGAAUUUAUUAGUUGGGUGUGAGACGAUAAUUGGGUUCAAAUAAAAUUUCUCAUUAGUUCGUAACAGUUUUGUGAUAAUCGAACCAACCAACAAAAAAAGUAUUAAGGCAGCAAAGACCAAUGCACCAAUUGCAAUACAAUAGAGUUGUAAUUCACUAGUUAUUACAGAUGCUA